AUGAUGGUUCCUAGCCAUCUCGUGUGGCUUGCCCACGUUCUGCCUGCUGUUGCGCUGACCAUUACCGCACCUGCUACGACUCCCUCGACUGUGGCUACAAGCUGUGGUACGGAUAAUCUGAUUCAGGAGGGAAAUUUUGCGGGUGUUGAUGUUACUGCUGAGGAUGGUGUAUGGAAUAUUCUCCCACAAUCAGGCAUCUCUGUCGUCGAUGACCAGCUCCACCUAAGUGCCGAGGCAGUUAAUUCACAGACACUCCUUGUGCAGCAAGGAUCCGCAGCCGUCGCAGGAAAGAGCUAUACAGUAUCGAUCGACUACCUCCAAAGCGCAGGUACUUCCAGCUGUGAUGUUGAUAUCACAAUCGGCGGCAAGGAGCUCGGCGCUAGCCCUUUCACCACGAUAGGUUCCUGGGCCACUAUUUCCAAGCAAUGGACUGCUACUGAUUCGUCUUCUGAUAUCAUCAUCAUCGUCGAAUGUUUCAACGGCGGUGACUCGACUGUUGAUGUGACGAACAUCUCGCUCGUAGAAAGCUGCGGUACUUCUUCAUUGACUAGUGUUUCUGUCCCCAUCAAGACCCCGUCAGUUUCCCCUGUUGCCUCUAGCACUCCGGCUACGUCGGUCUCACCCUCCGCCGAGCCUAGCUCCCAGGCAUCUUCUAGUGCCGCUUCAUCCAGUGCCGUCACUAUUCCUUCUAGCUCACCCAGUGUUUCUGGUUCACAUGGUUCUUCCAGCGCUUCAGUCUCUCCUUCUGGCGUGCCCGGCCAGCCCGGAUCCCAUGGUUCGUCGAGCGCCUCUGCUACCCCCUCCGGUGUUCCCAGCCAGUCUGGCUCGAAUGGAUCUUCCAGUGCUUCAGCCACUCCCUCCGUCUCCCCCGUUCAGACCGGAUCUCACGGAUCCUCCAGCGUCUCUACUAUCCCCUCCGACAUUCCCACUCAACCCGGCUCGAAUGGAUCUUCCAGUGCCUCUGCAACCCCCUCAGGCCCCGCAACCGUCCAACCCAGCUCCCAGGGCUCCUCGUCAAGCCAUGUCGGCACAAUCCCGGUAUCCGUUCCAUCUUCUUCGCCCUCAUCCUCGAUCCACAUUUCCUCAGUUUCCCCAAGCAGCACCCCAGGCCCAAUCACCCUAACGACUACAAUCACCGGACCAGCAAACCCUGCUUCCAGCAGCGCCGGCCAGUCCUCUGGUAUCGCCCAGUCUUCCAGCACUGCCACAGGCACUACCUCAGGCAGCCCAUCGGAGCCUGCUGAGACAACAACUUGCACGGACUCGACCACUGCAGGAGCACCGGCAUCCCAAACCACUGCGUUGUCAUCGCCCGCUAUCUCUUCCCCCGCUGGAACUACACAGGAAUUGACCACUUCCACGGUCUUCACCACCCGUACUUCGACUAUCACCGCUUGCCCCUCCACCGUCACUGAUUGUCCCGCUACCCAGAAGACUACUUACGUCACUACUGAGACUAUCGUCGUCUCCACUACUGUUUGCCCGGUUGCUGAUGCGACUACCACUGCCGAGGGUUCUCACACCACUGGCUUAACUGGCACCGGCAGCGGCUCUGGCUCUGGCUCUGGCUCUGGCUCUGGCUCUGGCUCUGGCUCUGGCUCUGGCUCUGGCUCUGGCAGCGGCAGCGGCAGCGGCUCUGGUGAUGACUACACAGUCUCAACAAUCUACUCCACCCGCACAGUCACCCUGACCGAGUGCCCAGCGACAGUCACUGACUGCCCAGCUCGUGACAAGACCACCCACGUCACAACCGAGACACUCGUUGCUGGAACCACCUCGAUCCCUAUUAAUACCUCUGUGACCACCACAGCCCCUGGUGCGGUGCAGACUUCCUCUGUACCGGUUCAGACCACAACCGUCGUUGUCGGUACCGAGACUAAGACUUCGACCAUCUUCUCCGUGAUCACUGUCCCUGGCUCUUCUACUACCGCGGCUGGUCCUGUCGAGACUGGUGUUUCACACGUUGGCGGCAACACCGGUGCUGGUGGCAGUGGUAAUGGAUCUGGUUCCUCCAACAUCUCCGGCAACGGCGCCGGGAGCUACUCCAAUCUCCCGGGCAUCACACGGAUCAGCUCCGCAGCACCAAGCCUCACCCGCAUCAGCUCAUCAACCUCCCCCAUCGCGGCUUCAUCCUCUGCAGCUUCCGGCCACAAGGCCAGUGGCACUACCAUCACUGCUUCCAUUAGCACCAGUACCGGUACUACUGACAGCAGCAGCACAGCGGCCGUGACACCUGCGUUCAACGGUGCUUCGUCUCGGACUGCUUCUGGUGCAGUUGCGGCUCUUGGUGCUAUUGCUGUCGUCGCGCUCUUUCUUUGA
Messenger RNA from Penicillium soppii, 2319 nucleotides. RefSeq lists its product as uncharacterized. The transcript is spliced from 3 exons. Lineage: Eukaryota; Fungi; Ascomycota; Eurotiomycetes; Eurotiales; Aspergillaceae. The coding region runs from base 1 to 2319 and encodes 772 amino acids. The record is from RefSeq and is a predicted model, not a curated record.